Seriola dumerili (greater amberjack) is the source of this 4212-nucleotide messenger RNA. It is a transcript of the gene rps6ka3b, whose product is annotated as ribosomal protein S6 kinase alpha-3. Gene Ontology annotation, molecular function: ATP binding; ribosomal protein S6 kinase activity; magnesium ion binding. Gene Ontology annotation, biological process: protein phosphorylation; intracellular signal transduction. NCBI's taxonomy places the organism in Eukaryota, Metazoa, Chordata, Actinopteri, Carangiformes, Carangidae. Bases 155 to 2359 code for a protein of 734 amino acids. The transcript has 22 exons. The record is from RefSeq and is a predicted model, not a curated record.
AGACAGAAAGAAAAGAAAGAAAAGAAAGAAAGAGGCUGGACUGAAAGUGUCGACCGAGGGGACGGACGACAAACCAGAGCAGAAAAAGAGGAAUAAAAAAGGAGAAGAAGAAGAAGAAGACAAGAAAAAGUAGAGGGAGGAGAAGAAGGGAAAGAUGCCCCUGGCUCAGUUGGCGGAUCCCUGGCAGAAGAUGCCUCUGGGGGGGACGGCGGGAGAGGAUGCUCAUCACGAUCCGGAGGACUCCACGGGCGAGGACGACGCCAUGCCCGCCUGCGCCGAUGACGUGCCAAUCAAGGAGAUCAGUAUCACUCACCAUGUGAAGGAGGGGUCAGAGAAGGCCGACCCUCGACAGUUCGAGCUGCGCAAAGUCCUGGGACAAGGCUCCUUCGGCAAGGUGUUCCUGGUGAGGAAGAUCACAGGACCAGACGCUGGUCAGCUGUACGCCAUGAAGGUCCUGAAGAAAGCCACUCUGAAAGUGCGUGACCGGGUCAGGACAAAGAUGGAGAGAGACAUCCUGGUGGAGGUCAACCAUCCCUUCAUCGUCAAACUGCACUACGCGUUUCAGACGGAGGGGAAGCUCUACUUGAUCCUGGAUUUUCUCCGAGGAGGAGAUCUCUUCACUCGGCUCUCCAAGGAGGUCAUGUUCACAGAGGAGGAUGUGAAGUUUUACCUGGCUGAACUCGCCCUGGCGCUCGAUCACCUUCACAGCCUCGGAAUCAUUUACAGAGACCUCAAGCCUGAGAACAUCCUGCUGGAUGAGGAUGGACACAUCAAGCUGACCGACUUUGGCCUCAGCAAAGAGUCAAUAGACCACGAGAACAAAGCCUACUCCUUCUGUGGGACGGUGGAGUACAUGGCUCCCGAGGUGGUGAACAGGCGAGGACACACGCACAGCGCCGACUGGUGGUCGUACGGCGUGCUCAUGUUCGAGAUGCUGACGGGAACGCUGCCGUUUCAGGGCAAAGACCGGAAAGAGACCAUGACCAUGAUCCUGAAAGCCAAGCUGGGAAUGCCUCAGUUCUUGAGUUCAGAAGCUCAGAGUCUCCUCAGGAACCUUUUCAAACGCAACCCUGCCAACAGAUUAGGAGCUGGACCGGACGGAGUGGAGGAGAUCAAGAGGCAUCACUUCUUCAGCACCAUCGACUGGAACAAACUCUUCCGCAGAGAGAUCCCCCCUCCGUUCAAACCGGCUGCAGGUCGACCUGACGACACUUUCUAUUUUGAUCCAGAGUUCACAGCUAAAACACCCAGAGACUCUCCGGGGGUUCCUCCCAGUGCCAACGCCCAUCAGCUGUUCAGAGGAUUCAGUUUUGUGGCCAUAACAGAGGAGGAAACACAACCACUGCCCAACGCCAUAGUACAGCAGCUGCACCGAAGCACAUCCCAGUUCUCAGACGCCUACGAGAUCAAAGAGGACAUCGGCGUCGGCUCCUACUCCAUCUGUAAACGCUGCAUACACAAAGGAACCGGCAUGGAGUACGCCGUCAAGAUCAUCAACAAGGCCAAGAGAGACCCGACGGAGGAGGUGGAGAUCCUGCUGAGAUACGGGCAGCACCCCAACAUCAUCACCCUCAAGGACGUGUACGACGACGGCCGCUCGGUGUUCCUGGUGACGGAGCUGAUGAAAGGAGGCGAGCUGCUCGACAAGAUCCUGCGACAGAAGUUCUUCUCGGAGAGAGAGGCGAGCGCCGUUCUCUACACCAUCACCAGGACGGUGGAGUACCUGCACGUGCAGGGGGUGGUUCACAGAGACCUGAAGCCCAGUAACAUCCUGUACGUGGACGUGAGCGGGAACGCCGAGUCCAUCCGGAUCUGCGACUUCGGUUUCGCCAAACAGCUGAGGGCGGAGAACGGCCUGCUCAUGACGCCGUGCUACACCGCCAACUUUGUCGCACCCGAGGUGUUGAAGAAGCAGGGUUACGAUGCCGCCUGUGACAUCUGGAGUCUGGGAGUGCUGCUCUACACCAUGCUCACAGGCUUCACUCCGUUUGCGAACGGUCCGGAGGACACGCCGGAGGAGAUCCUGGCUCGUAUCGGCAGCGGAAAGUUCUCACUCAGCGGAGGAUACUGGACGUCCGUCUCUGCCGAGGCCAAGGAUCUGGUGUCGAAGAUGCUGCAUGUCGACCCGCACCAGCGGCUGACGGCAGGUCAGGUCCUCAGACACCCCUGGGUGACACACAGAGACCAGCUGCCGAAGUACACCCUGAACAGGCAGGACGCACCGCACCUCGUCAAGGGCGCCAUGGCGGCCACCUACUCCGCCCUCAACAGGAACGUCCCCCCGGUCCUGGAGCCGGUGGGCUGCUCCACUCUGGCCCAGCGGAGGGGGGUGAAGAAAAUCACCUCCACCGCUCUGUGACCUUUAACCCCUCCCCCCCCUCCCUCCCUCACCUCCUCCCAUCAACUCUGACCUCGAUCUGACCUCCGCCGGACGUCCCUACUCCCCUCCUCCCCUCCCCUCUCCUGUCCACUCCGGUCCGGCGGGACAGACUACUGAUGGACCUGGGAACCGCUAACGCCAAAUAGGAGCACAGAGACCGCCGCUCACCUCCCUCCCCUCCCCUCCCCUCCCCUCCCUGUCCUGCACCUUAACGGACUCCUCUGAUUGGAUCUCUUCUGCUGUCUUACUGUAGAGUCUCAGUUGUGGCGUCACCGAUGGACAGCUGGACUAACGACGACCUGUCGACUCUUCCCGCCGCAGGAGGCCGAGUCCUCCUGCGGCGUUUUUUGCUUUGGACAAUCAGCGCGUCAGGAAAAUGAAAGUACUGUAUUUAUUUACUUCAAAACGGCGGGAAUCUGAACUUAGGAACACGGUAAUCUAAUGUAUGCAUUUAAAGAGCUAGAUCACGGUUAUUAUAGUGGCGUCGUGAUUCUGCGUAGCUGUAGAUCCUGCAUUUAAACCUCAAGUAGCCUCUGAGAUGACGGCGUCUCCAGAAAAGGACGGAGGGCGUGAAGCGGCGCAGGUUAACGUUCACCUCACUGAGCGGAGCGGCCGCGACCAGAAAAAGCUCCAAAAAUCAAGACGUAGGAAAAGAGGAAGCGAGAGCUGCAGCGUCCGGUCGAACCUGAAGGAAAGAAAAGUCUCACGGUUUUGUUUAGAAAAUGAACGUCAGUGCGUCUGAGGUGGAGUCACACCUCCAGCCUCCAGUGUUUUACCUGUAAGGCCAUGAACAAAAUCUGAUUGGUUUGUCUCAUCUGUUAAAGUGUUAACAAACUCAGAGGAGAAGUCUCCUGAUCUUCUAUAUUUUUUGUUUGUUAACAAAUCCCAUGAAAAUACAGUUUCUUAUAGUUUCAUCUUUGAAGAAAAGUUCAGUCAUUUCCUCAAACAGCUUUUAUCAAACCAACAGGAACAAACAGAAUCUGCCUGAGGACGCCCCCUGGUGGCCGUGGACCUGAAUGCACUUCUCUAAACUGAGUGACGUCAGUAAACUGCCAGGAGGGAAAACAAACAAGAGUCACCUUCCUCUUAAAUCUGGCACUUAAAGUUGAGUUUCCCUCCAGCGUUCACACCUGAAAUUCAUUUAUGCAAAAAAACACUGAGAAUCUAAAGUUUCAGGCUGAUGAAUCAAUAAAACAGGCGUGUUUUUACGGAUGAAUCUCGCCUUUAAGAAUUUGAAUAAAAUUUGAAGAAACACUUUGAGGCUUUAGGUGCUAUGAAAACGGCUUUAAGUGAAGGACACGGGUGACGCCUGCACAGGAAGUGUCAGAGAACAUGUGGGCGCGUCGUGUAUUUCUGUCCUGAUGAGGAGUCGCUCUUCGGGUCGGCAGCCACACCAAACAAACAGCGGGAUUAAGCCGAGACCUCGUUCCCAAACGAGCUUCCUGCCUCCGCAGCCGGUCGCUGGAGUGAGAGCACUCGAACCCGGACGACCUUCUGUACGAGCCGCCUGAUCAUCUCUGUCUGUGCAGCCGACACGGAGCUGAACUGUAAAUACAAACACGUCGAGCAACUCAGGUUUCUAUGAAUCAAGACAAUGCAUUUUUAUAUGUCAGAAAAAAAAAGGAUAAAGAAGAAGCACAGAGACGUGAGUGAAGGGAGGAGAGCGGGACGUUUCGUCUUCGUGGACGUUUGAUCUCGAUGAGAAAACGUCGGACUCAAACUCCUCAUUUCCCACCGUGUGACCAAACAACAGGAACGUCCACGUUCAUCAUGUGACACAGAGGAUCGUCCGUCUGCUGAACCCUUUAAAAACUCACCUGUGUAGCAGAAAA